Molecule: messenger RNA, 986 nt
Organism: Odocoileus virginianus texanus
Lineage: Eukaryota; Metazoa; Chordata; Mammalia; Artiodactyla; Cervidae
Source: RefSeq, a predicted model, not a curated record
AGCCUCCGCGGGUUUUGAGUUGCAAAUUGUCAGGAACCGGGAGGCUGCCGGCAGCCCGUGUUGUUGACUGGAAGUGGAUUUCCAUCUCUCAGACACUAGUUAGACUGGGCCGGGUGUUCUGGAAGGGGGGUGGAAGUCGAGAGGAGGAGAUGCUGUGAGCAGAGUUCUUGAAGCUCCACUCCUCUGGGGAAGCCGAGCUGUGAGGGAGCCUUCUGACUGAGCGGAGCGUGUGAAUUGGAAGGGAUCCUGUGAGCCGGCGAGUCCGGCUCCUCUCCGGAAAAGCAGUCGCUCUGGCUUCAGAGCUGUGGCCAGGCUUCGCCUGCAUCACACUGCAUGAUUUAAUACUUUAUUGAAACUACAAACUCAUAUCCACAGCGGUCUCAUGUUGACAGAUUGCAUAGUUUGAAAGCAUGACAUAUUUUAUAAUGAAACUUGCCAUGUGGAAACUUUGAAGCCUAAAUUCUGCCAAAAUCUGAAUAAAGAAUUCCUCACCUGGCAUGUAAGAGAUCUCCUGACCACCACCAUGACAAACCAGGAAAAGUGGGCCCACCUCAGUCCCUCAGAAUUUUCCCAGCUUCAGAAAUAUGCUGAGUAUUCUACAAAGAAAUUAAAAGAUGUUCUUGAAGAAUUCCAUGGUAAUGGUGUGCUUGCAAAGUAUAAUCCUGAAAGGAAACAAGACAUUCUUAAUCAAACAAUUGAUUUUGAAGGUUUCAAGCUGUUUAUGAAGACAUUCCUGGAAGCCGAGCUUCCUGAUGAUUUCACAACACACCUUUUCAUGUCGUUUAGCAACAAAUUUCCUCAUUCUAGUCCAAUGGUAAAAAGUAAGCCUGCUCUCCUCUCAAGUGGUCUGAAAAUGAAUAAAGGUGCCAUCACCCCUCCUCGUACUUCUCCAGCAAACACGUGUUCCCCGGAAGUGAUCCAUCUGAAGGAUAUAGUCUGUUACCUGUCUCUCCUGGAAAGAGGAAGACCUGAGGAUAAGCUGGAGU